This is a messenger RNA of Alnus glutinosa, 1800 nucleotides long. Its product is annotated as methylthioribose kinase-like. The transcript has 6 exons. The coding region runs from base 297 to 1556 and encodes 419 amino acids. Lineage: Eukaryota; Viridiplantae; Streptophyta; Magnoliopsida; Fagales; Betulaceae. Gene Ontology annotation, molecular function: S-methyl-5-thioribose kinase activity. The record is from RefSeq and is a predicted model, not a curated record.
UCCUAGAAACGACCAGGUUCAACGUAUCGCCACUAUUGAUUUUUCUUUUCCUCCCAAGUAACAAAGUCUACUCACGCUUGUCUUGAGUAUGCUUAAUCAACUGAAAAUUAAGCCUUAUGAAACGGAUAUUAUUAGUUUGAAUUUUUUUUUCUUUUAUUAUGUGAACAUGAAAUUCCUCUGAUGUGUGGACUGGACAUGAAAAAAAGAAAAAAAGAAAAAGAAAAAAGAAAGUCCACUCACGCCUCUGCAGAAACCUCAAUAAACCCCCGAGUGACGAGCCCAACUUUCCCUCCACAAUGGCUUUCUCGGAGUACAGGCCGCUGGAUGAGAAGUCCCUGAUCGAGUACAUAAAGGCCGUUCCCGCCCUCUCCUCUAAGCUCGGCAACAACCUCGACGACAUCAAGAUCAAAGAGGUCGGAGAUGGCAACCUCAAUUUCGUCUACAUCGUUGUCGGCCCGGCCGGUUCUUUCGUCAUCAAGCAGGCUAUCCCAUACUUACGAUGUAUAGGGGAAUCUUGGCCGAUGACAAAGGAACGGGUAUAUUUUGAGACACUGGCACUGAGAGAGCAUGGUCGAUUUAGUCCUGAGCAUGUGCCUGAAGUUUAUCAUUUUGAUCCUACUAUGUCUUUGUUUGGCAUGCGGUACUUGGAGCCUCCACAUAUAAUCCUGAGAAAAGGGUUGAUUGCUGGGACCGAGUACCCCUUGCUGGCAGAGCACAUCUCGGAUUACAUGGCUAGGACUCUUUAUUUUACAUCCCUCCUUUAUCAUUCCACUACGGAGCACAAACGUGCUGUUGCUGAAUUUUGUGGGAACGUAGAGUUAUGCAGGCUCACUGAGCAGGUUGUUUUUUCUGACCCUUACAAGGUUUCUCAAUAUAAUCAUUGGACUUCCCCUUAUCUUGAUCGUGAUGCUGAGGCUCUUCAGGAGGAUAAUGUUUUGAAGCUUGAAGUUGCUGAGUUGAAAUCUAUGUUCUGUGAGAGAGCACAGGCUCUUAUACAUGGUGAUCUCCACACUAGUUCUGUCAUGGUUACCCAUGAGUCAACUCAAGUUAUAGAUUCAGAAUUUGCAUUUUAUGGGCCUAUGGGAUUUGACAUUGGAGCAUUUAUUGGAAACUUGAUUUUGGCAUUUUUUGCACAAGAUGGACAUGCUGAUCAAGUAAAUGACAGAAAAUCAUUUAAGGAGUGGAUUUUGAGGACGAUUGAAGAGACAUGGAAUCUUUUCCACAAGAAAUUCAUUGCACUUUGGGAUGAGCACAAGGAUGGUUCUGGUGAGGCAUAUCUUCCUGCAAUAUAUAACAAUCCUGAGCUUCAGCGGCUUGUACAAAAGAAAUUUAUGGAAGAUUUAUUCCAUGACACCCUUGGAUUUGGUGCUGCCAAAAUGAUAAGGAGAAUUGUUGGAGUGGCACAUGUUGAGGAUUUUGAAUCAAUCACUGAUGCUAGCAAACGGGCAGAAUGUGAACGCCGGGCUCUUGAAAUGGCAAAGUUGCUUCUCAAAGAAAGGAGAAAAUUCCAGGCCAUUACUGAAGUUGUUUUAGCCAUUCGAAAACUCCAGUCAUGACAAAGUAUUUGGUAAAUGACAUUACUGUGAUCAUAUUAUUUAGUAUUUGUGUUAGUGUCCAAUAACGAAUAAUCUCCGAUAAGGGGUUUGAUUCUAAUUAUUUUUAGUAGAAUUAAAGUCCUAGUCUAGAGUUAAUAGAGUCCGUUUUAAUCUUAGUCAAUCAGUUAGAUAAUUUAAGAGUCUUAUUUUGAUCACUAGUUAUCUUUGUAACCGAUCAGUAUUGCUUCUCUAUUUAAAUGGGAUU